Messenger RNA from Wasmannia auropunctata (little fire ant), 4571 nucleotides. RefSeq lists its product as uncharacterized. Bases 482 to 3409 code for a protein of 975 amino acids. NCBI's taxonomy places the organism in Eukaryota, Metazoa, Arthropoda, Insecta, Hymenoptera, Formicidae. The transcript has 9 exons. The record is from RefSeq and is a predicted model, not a curated record.
CGGGGCGUCGUUGCGGGGAUGCUUCGGUAGAUAGUGGAGAAAGCGGCAGUGAUCGCGACACAUUCCCUGGGAGUGGAUCCACACCCAUGUCUCAUGGUGACGCGCUGUUACGCAGGGGUGUCGGGGGUGCGUGAUCGCGCGCGAGAUAUAUCGUCGCAUUCAAUAUUAUCUAUUCUUUCGUUACCGCUUUUCCGUCGCAACUGACACAGUUUCGCGUGACUUUUUUCCUUGCUCCUCGAUGCAUAGAUAAAUUUUGAGCUCACGAGCAUACGACGAGGUAAUCGUGAUCUUCAGGUCGUAUGGUGCGCGACGCAACGAUGUGGCGGAUAUCGUCCAGAUGUCCAUCAAAGUGGCGGAUCAUAGGAGGAAACCCGCAUUUCGGCGAGAAGCGGAAGGGUGGUAGACGACGUUGAAAUGACGUAAUUUGCUUCCCAAACGCCUGAUAAUCAUCCAGUUUGAGGGUGGGCCCGGUAGCAUCAUAAUGAAUCGAGAAAACGAAGAACAGCGACCGGUCCCUCAAACGCUGUGCGGCGCGCUGCAAAAGGAACCGAACUGCAAAUGCCUGGUAUUGACGGUACUUAUAUACGGUUGUCUCGCGGCAGUAACAUGGUGCAGAUGCGCCAACGUUACCAAGAUUAUGGUCAACUUCACCAAGACCCCCAUCAGAAGUACGAGGCACGUAUCAUCGCCCUGUGACGAUGGCUAUAUAUAUAUUCCGGUGGCAUUUAUGGGAAUGCUGUAUCUGGUUUAUCUGGUGGAGUGCUACCACUCACCAAUCAGGAUCGAUCUACUACACGCGGAGAGCCAGGACAGCGUGCUGUCCAAAUUGGCACAACUAAAGAUGGCACAGCCGCGGAUAUGGUGGAAAGCCGUUUCCUAUCACUAUGUGCGCAGGAAACGGCAGAUCACACGUUAUAGGAACGGAGAUAAUUAUACCACCACGCAGGUCUAUUACGAGAGAGUGAACACACACUCGGCCACCACCCAUUACUAUUACGACUAUUGCGGAGUGAAGGACAUCAGUAAGGAAUUGAUACUCGAGGCCAAGAUACCGAUCACAAAGAUUACGCUUACCAAGGGCUUCGCAUUUUCAAACAUAAGGUCUGCUACGGAAUUCGAGGAAGCACGAUCACGAUUUUUUGCCGAACAAGAACUAAGUGACGACUAUAUGGAAAUGAGAGAAGGUCUUGAUCUCGGAUAUAAUGUCAAUACGAUGCUGGUUGCCGUUCUAGGUAACCCGUGGUUCACGAACCGCUAUGUUUACUGGUGCCUGAGCGCCCUCCUGCUUAGCUGGCCGUUACGAGUAAUCAUCGAGUACAAAACACAAUAUGCCGAUUAUCAGGUUACCAAGCUAUUUGGUGUAAAUUAUGAUACACCAACUUCUGGUGAACCCAUCCAUGCAUCCAUGAGCCAGCUGAGUCAGCCAGGCUCCUAUAUGCUAGCGCCCAGUUAUAGCGAGGCAUUAUUGAUGGAACCAGCAACGCCUCGCAAUGACGAGCUGCAACAAAGACAAGAAAAUUGGCAAGGUCGAGGAGAGACGAACGUUGCAACCGACAUGGUGCCCAGCUAUUCUGAGGCACUUCUCUACGAACGUGCCGAACAAUACGAUCAGCGGAAUACGAUUGUGAAUACUGCCGCUGCUGAAUGCGUAAAUAACGUGGACGAUCCGAGGCGAAUGCUACCAUUGAUGCCAUGCGAAUGCCACUGCCCUUGUCCAUGUCAUGGGAAUACGAAUGAAUACGAGAUGAAGAUGGACGAGCGCAGUUAUGCCGAGAUUGCGACCAGUAGAGAACAAUUACCAAUGAGCACCGAGAUUGGUGAUACCUUCGAGAGUGAACUAGCGACGCUACGGACGACGGCCGACGGUCGAUUACAUCCCCCCGUAAACGUGGCUCCCCAUUCUAUGGACGAUCUUCAAGCCGAAGCUUCUCCAAGCAGAUGCAGCAGUUGUGGCAGAAUUUCUGCCAGCACGCAAACAAUCAACACUGACAUCCUUCCUCGUGUUGUUGCUAGGAACAAGUCUAACGAAAGUUCACAGACUACGUCGGCGGAUUUCAUUUCCGGUAGGAAAUCCGAAAGAGAGCAUCGAGCUAUACCCCGCGACAUUUCCGAACCUAAUUUGAGAUCACGAUCGGAACUCACGGGUACGUUCUCAAAAGGGAACGUCAGGAGCUUGGAGAAUAUAUUGGAGAACGAAGAAGAUCUACAAAAAACUGGCAAAACUGGCUUUACCAACUUAGAGUUGAAUCUUUCAUAUGAAAGACCACAUCCUUCUGAAUGUCAAAGGAGAUUCCCGGCCUCCCUUCCGCCUUCUUUGACUCAUCACCGUUCCCUUUCUCUUGACGAGACGACUGUUUCUCCGAGGAAUAUGGGUGCCAUUCCAAAAACCGAGCCGCGUAGCAGAAUUAUGGUGAAUCCUAUGUCAAAUGAGGCCUGCUGGAAGUUACCCAACUCGAAGACAUACUUCUGCUUAAAGUCGAUCCUGAAACAAAACAGGCGCAGCUAUACGCUGGUGACCGCGGACGAAUUCCAAAAUCUCGAACAGGAUGCUAAUCGUAGUUCUGGGUACCUCGACAUUCCCGCCAGAGGCGAAAAGAGUAAUCAUAAUAUUCAGGUCGAUAAAUUGGUCGAUCGUUCACGUUCGAGGGAAAGAUUAAAUCCCAGGAGAAGGAUGCCGUCUUUCGAGGAAUUUACAUCGGGAAGAGACAAAAUGUAUAUCAAUGAUCAAAAACAGGAAAACACUAGAACGCUCAUUUUCGCCAGUCCAAUACAAGAAAUUUUUCCUGGCGAUCCUUUCGGCGGCAAGGAUAUUGUGCCAGUGAGAAAUCUGAGGGAACGUAACACCAGAGAAGGUGAUCUCGCUAACGAUUCAGCAAUGCUCGAUCGGCCAAACCGAUCUUUAGCUGUUCGAGAUGCAAGAUGCCUUCCGACUGAUUAUCCGACCAGGAAUUCAUUCCGGCCCGACAGCAACACGUAUCCGUUACCACACAUUAUGCAUCUUCCGUGGCAUAACUGGCAUGAAAGAGAACUCCAGCAUUUUUUACGCAGUAGACAUCCACUCGAGGCAAUGGGUACUCCCGCUAGAGCGGAAGAAAUGCCGCGAAGGUAUCGAACCGACGUCUCAUUUCCUUCCUCCGAUGGGUUAUUCUCCGAACGCGCGAAUAGAUGGUCGACGAGCUCGAAUGAGUACGAUGAUAGAUCUUGCGAGGGUCAUCCAAAUAAUUCGAAGUACUUAUCAAAUAGAAGACAUCAUCAGGCAGCCGGUUUGACCAGAUCGCUCACCGAGAGAAGACGUCCGAAGGUCGCUCGUCUCGAUAGGAACUUCCGGAGAAGCUUCACAGGCAGGGUGGAAGAUUAUAGAAUGGAAAACGCUAGACGGACAAAUUUCAGUAUCGAGACGUCAUUGUAACGAGCACAUUAAAUCUUGGGAUGCCAGUUUCAUUGGUCUCGGUUAUACGUGACCACGAUUAAUUCUUCUGCUGUGUAGAAUUUCCCUAAAUUACCGCAAAAAAAUUACAAUAUCAGUUAAAUUGUUUGAUUGCGAUAAUUAAAUGUCGAGUGAAAAAUAUCUUCAUUUUAUUAUAACUCUAAAGUUUGUAGAAGUAACUUUAUCAGAAACUAUUAAUAAUUAAUAAUUUUAUGAAACAAAAAAACGAUUUCGAUUUUGCAUAAACAAUGUCAUUGUAUAGAGUUUAAUAGUUUUAAGAACGUCUUGAUAAACAGAUAUUUUUAUGAUUUUAAAGAAAACAGCAGAUUAUUAACUCGGAGGUCAGUUAAUCCAGAUCGUUGGCGCAACUCACUUCUAAAUAAGAUUGCUAGUUUUUCUUCGUUGUAUACAAUAUAUAAAUGGAACUAUAAUCUAAUUGCGACAAGGAGUAACUGGGGAUUUAGCUGAUCCGAACUAUCAGCAUGACUCAGCCGUAAAUUGUUACUCCUUUGUUUUACGUACGCUACUUGUAUCGUAAGUAUCCGUCCUACUACUUUACGAAUUAAUUAGAUACGCAAACGGGUUAUGCAAUUUUUCAAAGAAUCAACAUUCCAAUGCGGGCUAUUGCCCUUAACGCCCUCGCUUAAAGGCACUCUCGAAAGAGGACCACAAUGUUACGCGUAUUUUACGGAAAUUUGACAAUCGGCUAUCAAAGAAGCUCAAAAAAACCGCGUGCAUUCAACGUUAAAUAUAAACUAUAAGUUACAUACAGUUUAAGGCGAUUUUAAAAUCGUCUAUUUUCUCCAAAAUAUUGCUGUUUUACCGACGAUUUGUGCGCAUGUAUGUGUGCAAUAUUGAUGUAGUAGCAUUUACUAUCACAUCGAUAUCGCAUGCACACAUCAUAACAAAUUGUCAAGCCCUUAAUCUUUUAUAUUAGAGAUCUAAGCUUAAUUCUAAGAACUCAACAUUUAGAUGUUUUCCAUUUAGUGACACAAGCCGACACAAGUAUCGUUUUGUCUCUGUUACUAAAUGUUAAGAAGGAUAGAAUGACGUUUGUAUCGACUUAUUGUGUCCCUAAAUGGAAAGCACUAAUUGUUUUAGUCAUGUAUAAUUAUAUUCGCAGCUCAGGCUGCUCCCAUUUUGU